Molecule: messenger RNA, 5231 nt
Organism: Lepus europaeus (European hare)
Lineage: Eukaryota; Metazoa; Chordata; Mammalia; Lagomorpha; Leporidae
Gene: DENND2C
Product: DENN domain containing 2C
Exons: 19
Coding region: 259-3066 (935 amino acids)
Source: RefSeq, a predicted model, not a curated record
GUGGGAGCCGGGACGGCGGCCCCUCGGCGGAGAGGACGCGAGCCUCGCAGCGCCGCGGCGGCGGAGGCAGCGUCGAGCCUCUGGCAGGGUUAUUCAAGAUAGCCAUUUUCAACAAAGAUCAAUGAUCUAAAUUUAAAAAGAGAUUUCUAAGUUAAACAUGGAAAGAAAAUACUGGAAACACUUGGAGUCUGACAAGAUAAAGAAUACAGUAUUUUACAGCUACUUGUAAUGGAACCUUUGUGAAAUUCCUUACUUGUCAUGCACCCAACUGGGAACAUGGAUGUUGGUUUUUCUCGUUCUGCUGUUCAGACGCUGUCAAGAAGCCACUGCAAAAACAUCAAACAAAAAAUUUCUCAGUGGGAAGGAAGGACUAAUGGUAUAUCUAACCCAGUUAAAUGGCAUCCAAAGGACUUUGGAGUGAGAUAUAAUAACUAUCAACAACAGAUUCUUCCUAAGAAAAAUCCUGUUUUGGAGGGACCGAGCAAAAAGCUGGAUGUAACCAACUCUCAAAAUGUGGGUCUAGGCAUGAGCGGAGAUGCAAAAAGCUGUGAUCAAAGUGAGGAUGAAAGUGAAAAUCAUGAACUUAAUACACGUUUCUUUAAAAAUGAAUCAGAAUCCAACUGGGUGUGUUCUCGUAUCAAACAAAUUGAAAGCUGGAAAGAAGUUGUUUUGGAUCCAGAGACUUCAUUACCUCCAGGAAACCUCUAUACCUCACAGAUAUUAUGGAAGAAAAUAGAAUCACUUCCCCCAAAUAAAGUCUUAAAUUUGGCUUUAGAACAUUGUGACUCUUCAGAAAAAGAACUGAAUUUCAGGGUUCUGGAGAGUUCAUAUGGAAUAACUAAGAGCUUAGAAAAUAUUUACUCUGAACCUGAGGGGCAAGAAUGUGGAUCGUCUAUAAAUCCUUUGCCAAAACCUCGUAGGACAUUCAGAUAUUUGUCUGAAUCUGGUGUUAUGCCAUGUAAGGAAAGAAACUGUGACAAAAAAUACUGUGAAAAUACUUCUUGUGCAGAAUCUUCUUUGGCUUCUUCUCGGGAACCUGAACCAAAGAAAUAUGGUGGAAAAAUCAGAGGGAGGUCUAAAAGGAAAUCCUUUGAAUUUGAGGAUAUUCAGCACUUUCGAAAUCGGAACUCACAGAAGAUCCAUGAAGAACUUGGAAGAAAUUCUGGCUCAGCACUUUAUUACACGCAAUCUGAGGACAAUAUCUAUGAGGAUAUCAUAUAUCCUGCCAAAGAAAAUCCCUAUGAAGAUAUUCCAGUGCAGCCUCUACCCAUGUGGAGAUCUCCUUCAGCAUGGAAGCUAUCACCCCCUAAAUAUGCUUUCAGAGCGCCCAAGCUUCCUCCCAAACCUCAGUUCCUUCACCGGAAGACUAUGGAACUGAAGAACUCACGAGCUUAUUUACGGCCAAAGCUCACAAAGGAUACCACUUUGCCUGUCACAUUAACUGAAUGGAAGCUUUUCAGAGCUGGAGAAGUUGCAAACAGGAAAAGGAGAACUCUUCCAAGACUUGUAUUGAAAAUAGAUGAUAUAUUUGAGUCUAAGAGAGGGAAAAAGAAGGUAAAGUUACACCCUUGCACUGGAAAAGAGAUACCUCCCUCAAAAGGUGAAACCAGUGGGAACGAAAGUGAUGCCGAGUAUCUGCCAAAGAAUCGCCACAAGCGCCUAGCACAACUGCAGCAGUCUUUCAAAAGAAACCCUCACUACCAGACCUUGGAGCGGGAUCUUAUUGAAUUACAAGAGCAGCAGCUGUUUGAGCUUUUUGUGGUGGUGUCUCUGCAGAAGAAGCCAUCAGGAGUUAGCUAUAUUCCCCAGGUCAUACAGCAGUUCCCUGGCAAGGGUGAUCAUGGCUAUAAGCAAUCCAGAGACACUGAAGAGAGGCUCAAAGUUAUCCCAAAAUUCUGUUUUCCUGAUUCAAAGGACUGGGUGCCAACCUCAGAACUCAAGAGUGAGACAUUCUCCUUUGUCUUGACUGGUGAAGAUGGGAGUCGGUGGUUUGGUUACUGUAAGAAGCUCUUGCCAGAAGGAAAAGGAAAGCGACUCCCUGAGGUUUACUGCAUGGUCAGUCGCCUUGGCUGCUUCAAUCUUUUCUCAAAGAUUCUGGAUGAAGUAGAGAAGAGAAGAGAAAUGUCUCCAGCACUUGUUUACCCAUUCAUGCGAAGUGUCAUGGAAGCUCCUUUCCCAGCCCCUGGACGCACCAUCACAGUUAAGAGCUACCUCCCUGGGGCUGGAGAUGGGUCUAUUGAACUCUGCCGACCACUAGACUCCCGACUGGAGCAUGUUGAUUUUGAAUGCCUCUUUAAGUGCCUGAGUGUAUGUCAUCUCAUCCGGGUCUGUGCCUCUCUCCUUUUAGAGCGGAGGGUUAUCUUUGUUGCCAAUAGCCUAAGCACCCUGUCAAAAUGCGGCCAUGCUGUGGUAGCCACACUGUAUCCAUUCACCUGGCAGCACACCUACAUCCCAGUCCUACCAGCAUCUAUGAUCGACAUUGUCUGCUCACCUACCCCAUUCCUUAUUGGAAUCCUGUCUUGCUCCUUACCACAGCUCCAGGACCUACCCAUUGAAGAGGUGCUGAUAGUUGAUCUCUGUGCAGACAAGUUCUUACAGGAGGUAUCUGAUGAGGAUGAAAUCCUACCAUCUAAACUUCAGGCUGCCCUGAUACAAAUUUUGGAAGAACGAAAUGAAAUCUUAGCUCAGGAGCGGAACUUUUCACAAGCAGAUGUGACACUCAACUCUCUGGUAUCAGAAGCAUUUGUCAGGUUUUUUGUGGAGCUAGUGGGACAUUAUUCUUUGAACAUGACCGUCACUGAGCAGGGCGAACGUGUAUUCCAAAGGGAACCAUUCCGUAAGUCCCACACCUCUCGAAGUGUACGCCACUUCCUGGAUCUCUUCAUGGAGACUCAGAUGUUUGCAGGAUUCAUCCAGGACCGAGAGCUUCGGAAAACUGGAGUUAAAGGUUUGUUUGAGGUCCGGGCCCAUCAGUAUUUGGAAACAAUUCCUGAGUCUGAGCCCAGUGGAAUGAACAAAAUUUUGCGAAGUCUUGGAAGUAAAAUGAAAUUUCUGCAGAAGAAAUGAAAAUUUUGAUUGACAGUCUCCAUCCUAAAUAGAACAAAGAGUGCCAAAGAAGAUAUUUUUCCAAGGGUCAGGAUCCCUUGAAGUAUUCUACAAAAUCCUUGACGUUUAAAAGUGUAAAGAGCAAGUCAUGCUCUCAGAGGACUGUCCUGAUGCUGCUGUAGUAAUCACUGGAGCACUGUUGGGAAUAGUCUGGAACCAAUGUUCUGUUUACUCUGCCACCAGUGUUUUUGUUUUGACUUUUGUUUUCUAAUUGAUUCUUGGGCUUGUUCUCUGUGUUUUGUGUUUGGUUUGUGAAGGCAGUUGUCUUUUACAAGGGAAAGGAUUCUUGGUAUUGCAAUUAAAAAACAGCCCAAGAGGAGUAGAGUGAGAGACGCUGAGUUCAAGGUCCUGCAGAGGCCUGACAGAAGUGGAGAACACUAGCCAUAUGCACUUCUCAUCAUUGAAAUAUCAUGGCAGCUUUCAACCCAGAGCAUGUUUGAGCUGGGCUGGGAAAUGUACUCAUCAUGUAGCUUCAUUUUUAAAUCUAAUUUCUGGCAAGGGGAAUCUGACUUAUCUGAAGCCCUACCUGUUAGCACUGUUACUGUUACCUUAUAAAAACAGACAUGUUGCAGCUCCUCCACAUUAUGUGGCACUUGAGUAUCUUACCCCUCACAUGUCAACAUUGGACUUUGUAGAAUUAUAGCUAAUAGAGGAGAAUGUGCUCUCAAGGACAUUGGGACUGUCUUGUUUUAUGUGUGUGUACCAUGUACCUUGCACUGUGGCACAUGUAUAUACAUCAUUUUAUUCAGUCCUUAAAUCAGCUUUAUAAGAUAGAUAAUUGCAUUUCUGUUUUGCUAAUGAAGAAACUGGAAUCCAAAGAAGUUAGAUAACUUUUCCAAAGUUGUACAACAAAUACAUAAUUGAAGCCAGGAAUUUUAUUUUGUAAAUACAGAGAAAGUUGGUUAGAUGCAAAUUUCAACUCUAUGGGACCACAGUUAUUUAAAAAGUUUUCCAUUAAGUGUAUUAGAUCCACCUGUCAGCUUUGAGGAUAAGGGAUUUUAUUUAAAUUACAGGUGCCUAGAUGAAACUUUCUUGAUUCACCUAGAAUUGUUGUAAAGUUUGCUGUAAUUAAAUUGGACUCAGAAUAUGAACAUUUCUUGAACAUACCACACUUAAUCAUGCAGGUCCUUACCAUCUAAAGUAGUAGUGGUGAUUGAAAAACAGGGUUGUCAGUGAUGGUGCAAUUUUCAUUGAUAAAUACUACUGCAAGCAUCAGUUUGUUUUCUUCAACUUCUGCUGAUGGUUUUAACUGGAAUAGAAAAUAUUUAUUCAAACUUUCAAAACUUGUAAGUUGUAUUGUGAUACAGUUUAUGGACUUGCACUGUGUAGUCAUUACAGCCCAUGCAGGUGUGCAGAAAUGAAUCUGAAUCAGACACCAUUUCAGAAGAGUGCUAUGUAAUGUAAUUCCUACAGAUGUGGAUCCAGGGGAUAGAACUGAGCCUGUGUCUUCCUAAAAAAUGCUGAUUAAGCAGCUUUCCCCCAUGGGACUCCUACUGGAUAUCUCACCAGUUGGUCUUUUCUUAUAUACCAGCUGUGAGGGAACAAUUAAUAACUGGUUGUUUAUAAAAAUGGACAAUGGGGUUGUCAUUGUGGCAUAGCAAGUUAAGCCAGUGCUUGCGAAGUUGGCAUUCCAUGUUGGAGUGCUGGUUGGAGCCCUGGUUGCUCCACUUCUGAUCCAGCUUCCUGUUAAUGUGCCUGGGAAAGCAGCAGAGGACCUAAGUACUUGGCCCCUCCAUUCAUGUGAGAGACCAGGAUGGAGUUCCUGGCUUCUGGCUUCAGCCUGGCCCAGAUCUGGCAGUUGUGGACAAUUGGGGCACGAACCAGUGGAUAGAAGAUCCAUUUCCCCCAUGCCCAGGUAUCUCUUGCUCACUCUCUCUCUCUCACUUGGCCUUUCAAAUAAAUAAAUAUUUAUAUAAUGGGCUUAGGGGGGUUUACUGUGGUGCAUCCUGGUUAUCCCUCCGUGAGGUGAGCUUGGUUUCAGGAAUGGGUUAUCCCUGAAAUCUAAGGUCACUUCCUAUCCUUAAUGUCUGUUGUAUUUUGUUUUUGUAAAGUGUUGUGAAUUCUGAACAUAUUUGUAAAAAAAAAUUGCUCAAGAUUUGUAUAAAAUGUUGUUUACAGAUCUUAUA